Molecule: messenger RNA, 1151 nt
Organism: Sorex fumeus (smoky shrew)
Lineage: Eukaryota; Metazoa; Chordata; Mammalia; Eulipotyphla; Soricidae
Gene: SLC10A6
Product: solute carrier family 10 member 6
Exons: 6
Coding region: 24-1151 (375 amino acids)
Biological process (GO): bile acid and bile salt transport
Cellular component (GO): membrane
Molecular function (GO): bile acid:sodium symporter activity
Source: RefSeq, a predicted model, not a curated record
CACUGCCGUGGGGAGAGCAGGAGAUGCUGACCAACUGCUCCGGCAGCUCAGCCUGUGCCACCAACCGCUCCCAGGCACCGCUGCCCGUGGGCCUGGAGCUGCCCAGGAGCCUGGAAGUCGUCUUCACCGCUGUGUCAGCCGUGAUGAUGGGGCUGCUCAUGUUCUCCCUGGGCUGCUCCGUGGAGACCCGCAAGCUCUGGGUGCACCUCCGGAGGCCCUGGGGCAUCGCCGUGGGGCUACUCUGCCAGUUUGGACUCAUGCCGCUCAUAGCGUAUCUGCUGGCACUGGGCUUCUCACUGCAGCCAGCCCAGGCGGUCGCUGUGCUCAUCAUGGGGUGCUGCCCCGGGGGGACCAUCUCCAACAUCUUCACCUUCUGGGUCGACGGCGAUAUGGAUCUCAGCAUCAGCAUGACGACCUGCUCCACCGUGGCCGCGCUGGGGAUGAUGCCGCUGUGUCUCUACCUCUACACCUGGUCCUGGGAGCUGGGCAGGAGCCUCACCGUGCCCUACCAGAACAUAGGAAUAACUCUUGUGUGCCUGACGGUUCCUGUGGCUCUUGGUGUCUACGUGAAUUACAGAUGGCCAAAGCAAUCCAAGAUCAUUCUCAAGAUCGGGGCCGUGGCUGGUGGGCUCCUGCUCUUGGUGGUCGCCGUUGCCGGCGUGGUGCUGGCGAAAGGAUCUUGGAACUCCGACCUCACCCUCCUGACCAUCAGCUUCCUCUUCCCUCUGAUCGGCCACGCUGCGGGCUUCCUGCUGGCUCUUCUUGCCCGCCAGUCCUGGCAGAGGUGCAGGACGAUUUCCUUAGAAACCGGAGCUCAGAAUAUUCAGAUGUGUGUCACCGUGCUGCAGUUAUCCUUCGCCGCUGAUCAGUUGGUCCAUAUGCUUUGCUUCCCACUGGCCUAUGGCCUCUUCCAGCUGCUGGAUGGGUUCAUCAUUAUCGCAGCGUACCAGCUGUAUGAGAGGAGACGGAAGAGCAAACACAGGGAACAGAAGACAGAGUGUGUGGAAGGGCAUGACGAGAAACAGCCCUCUCCUCCCAAGGAGACCAGUGCGUUCUUGGAAGUGAAUGAAGACACUCCUGGGACUCCUGGCCUGUCGGGGGGGCAUGGAAAUCUGGGGGGCUCCCUAGUAGCACGGGGGAACCAAGUCUGA